Molecule: messenger RNA, 933 nt
Organism: Ramularia collo-cygni
Lineage: Eukaryota; Fungi; Ascomycota; Dothideomycetes; Mycosphaerellales; Mycosphaerellaceae
Product: probable stationary phase-induced protein, SOR/SNZ family
Exons: 1
Coding region: 1-933 (310 amino acids)
Biological process (GO): pyridoxal 5'-phosphate biosynthetic process; amino acid metabolic process; pyridoxine biosynthetic process
Molecular function (GO): amine-lyase activity
Source: RefSeq, a predicted model, not a curated record
AUGUCGGCCCCCAUCGUACCCGUCACCAUCACCAAUGGCACCACCAAACCCGCAGACAUCCAAUCCUUCGCCGUCAAAGCCGGUCUGGCUCAAAUGCUCAAGGGCGGCGUGAUCAUGGACGUCGUCAACGCCGAGCAAGCCCGCAUCGCCGAGGAAGCAGGUGCCGUGGCCGUCAUGGCCCUCGAGCGUGUACCCGCCGACAUUCGCGCCCAAGGCGGCGUGGCCCGCAUGUCGGACCCAUCAAUGAUUCAAGAAAUCAUGCGCACCGUCACCAUCCCCGUCAUGGCCAAGGCACGCAUUGGACAUUUCGUCGAGUGCCAGAUCCUCCAAGCCAUUGGAGUGGAUUACAUUGAUGAGAGCGAGGUGCUCACGCCCGCCGACCCCACACACCACGUCGACAAGAGCGUCUUCGCCGCGCCCUUUGUGUGUGGAUGUCGGAAUUUGGGCGAGGCAUUGCGGAGGAUUUCCGAGGGUGCCGCCAUGAUUCGCACCAAGGGCGAGGCCGGGACGGGAGAUGUCGUCGAGGCGGUGCGACACAUGCAGACGGUCAAUGCCGAGAUUGCCAAGGCUUCGGCCGCCACGGAUGCCGAGCUGCGUCAAAUGGCACGGGAUUGGGAGUGUGAUUUGGAGUUGUUGCGACAGACGGCGCAGUUGAAGAGAUUGCCUGUGGUCAACUUUGCCGCUGGAGGUAUUGCUACUCCUGCUGAUGCGGCGUUGAUGAUGCAGAUGGGUUGCGACGGGGUGUUUGUUGGAAGUGGAAUCUUCAAGUCGGGAGAUGCCGCGAAGAGAGCCAAGGCUAUCGUUCAGGCCACGACGCAUUUCAACGACCCCAAGGUGUUGAUGGAGGUCAGCAUUGGUUUGGGUGAGGCCAUGGUUGGUAUCAACUGUGGGUCGAUGGGUGAGAGCGACAAGCUUGCCAAGCGAGGGUGGUAG